Molecule: messenger RNA, 2493 nt
Organism: Prunus armeniaca (apricot)
Lineage: Eukaryota; Viridiplantae; Streptophyta; Magnoliopsida; Rosales; Rosaceae
Source: the annotation of a GenBank genome assembly
AUGGGAGGCGGCGGCGGCAGAGGCAGAGGAGGUUCUCGCACUCAGAGACGCCACUUCCGUCAAAACAGAGAGAACGUUUGGAAGCGUCCCAAGUCUGACCCUUCCUCUGAGAACAACCCUGAAAACAAUGGUGAAAAUCGUGGCUGGCAGCCCUUUGCCACUCAGAAUCCCGCAUUCGAUGAAUAUUAUAAGGAGCAAGGGAUAGUGACCCCAGAAGAAUGGGAUGGAUUCAUUGAAGUUCUUCGAAAGCCGUUGCCUGCUGCUUUUAGAAUCAAUUCAAGUAGCCAAUUUUGUUCGGACAUCCGAACCCAGUUGGAGAAUGACUUUAUGAUAUCUCUUCAAGCUGAGGUAAGUGAGGGGGGUGAACUGGUGCCUAUUAGGCCAUUGCCUUGGUACCCUGAGAAUCUUGCUUGGCAUUCCAAUUUUUCUCGCAUGCAGCUGAGGAAGAACCAAACACUUGAGAGGUUUCAUGAGUUCUUAAAGCUUGAAAAUGAGAUUGGAAACAUCACAAGACAGGAGGCUGUCAGCAUGGUACCUCCUCUAUUCCUUGAUGUACGUCCAGAUCAUUUUGUACUUGAUAUGUGUGCUGCACCAGGUUCAAAAACAUUCCAAUUGCUUGAGAUUAUACACCGAUCAACAAAACCCGGAUCCCUACCUGAUGGACUGGUUGUAGCAAAUGAUCUUGACGUCCAAAGAUCACUUUCCUGGAUGCCGUUUAAAAAAAAAUGUUCUACUGCUUCUGAAAUAGGAGCUGAAAAGGAGCCACCCAUCAGCCAACUUGUCUUUGAUCGUGUUUUAUGUGAUGUCCCUUGCAGUGGUGAUGGUACCCUUCGCAAGGCUCCUGAUAUCUGGAGGAAAUGGCAUGUUGGAUUGGGCAAUGGGGUCCAUCCUCUACAAGUUCAGAUAGCUAUGCGAGGUUUAUCUUUGCUUAAAGUUGGCGGAAGAAUGGUUUACUCUACCUGCUCCAUGAAUCCAGUUGAGAAUGAGGCUGUGAUUGCUGAGAUUUUGCGGAAAUGUGAAGGGUCUGUUGAGCUUAUUGAUGUCUCUAGUGAGCUUCCUCAACUUGUUCGGCGGCCAGGUCUUAAAAAGUGGAAGGUACGUGACAAGGGUAGGUGGUUAGUUUCCCACAAAAAUGUCAGCAAAUAUCGCAAAUCUGUCAUUGUUCCCAGCAUGUUUCCUUCUGGAAGAAGUUUUACAGAACCAACGGAUCAUAAUGGUAGUAUGGAAGUGGAAGAAAAGCAUGAGAAUGGUGGAAAUGGAAGUGCUGAAGAUGCAUUGGAGUCAAGUGAUGAUCCUGCAACUCUAGCCAAUGAACAAGAUGAGGAAGUUUCUGAUUUUCCACUAGAACGCUGCAUGAGGAUAGUGCCGCAUGAUCAAAAUGGUGGAGCGUUCUUCAUUGCUGUCUUCCACAAACGCUCUGAUUUGCCAGCCAAUCAGGGAAAACCUAAUAGUCUGGAAGGGGAAUUGGGCCCUAGGAAUGAUGAGCCACAGGUACAAUUACAAAAUCAGAGUACUGAAGAUACAAAUGGGAUUGUGGCUAGUUUGGCAGAUGGUACAGAUGAGACAUUUUCUGAAGCAGCUUCAGAGGCAGAGUUGAUAAAGGAUGAACUAGAUGGGGAUUCUUUGGAACUUGAUCCAUCCGUUACAUGUGAAGAAAAUGUAAAUGUAUCAGAGGAAGCCCAAGCGCCUAGUGAUAAGGAAAUUGAUCCCAAGAAAGCUGGAGGAAAGAGGAAGUUGCAGACUCAAGGCAAGUGGAGAGGUGUUGACCCUGUUGUUUUCUUUAAAGAUGAAGCCACCAUCAAUAGCAUAAAGACAUUCUAUGGCAUUGAUGAAUCAUUUCCCUUUAAUGGCCACCUUGUCACAAGAAACAGUGAUGCUAAUCAUGUGAAGAGAAUUUACUACGUCUCAAAGUCAGUCAAAGAUGUUCUUGAACUGAAUUUCUCUGUUGGACAACAACUUAAGAUAACCUCCAUUGGGCUAAAGAUGUUUGAACGACAAACUGCAAGAGAAGGAAAUUUGGCUCCUUGUUCAUUUCGGAUAUCAUCAGAAGGAUUGCCACUUAUUCUUCCAUACAUCACCAAACAGAUUGUAUAUGCAUCCCCGGUGGACUUUAAGCAUCUUCUUCAAUAUAAAAGUAUCAAGUUUGCAGAUUUUGUAGAUGCUGAGCUCGGUCAGAAAGCAUCGGGCUUAAUGUCAGGAUGCUGUGUAAUAGUUUUGAGGAAAGAUGGCAAAGCCUCGUCGGAUUCCAUUGAAGUAGAUGAGUCAACAAUAGCCAUUGGAUGCUGGAAAGGUAAGUCCAGUUUGUCUGUGAUGGUCACUGCAAUUGACUGCCAAGAACUGCUAGAAAGGCUUUUGAUGCGCAUGGAAACCGAGAAGGGAUCUGCGGAGAAGGAAGACAAAGCCUCUAAUGCCAAGGAGGAUGAGGAACAGGACAUAAAGGAUAUGGAAAAGAAUGGUGACGAGGAAAGUAUCACACUGGAAACUGAGGGUUAA